This is a messenger RNA of Nomascus leucogenys (northern white-cheeked gibbon), 2959 nucleotides long. RefSeq names its product ribosomal protein S6 kinase B2 (gene RPS6KB2). Gene Ontology annotation, biological process: protein phosphorylation. The transcript has 15 exons. NCBI's taxonomy places the organism in Eukaryota, Metazoa, Chordata, Mammalia, Primates, Hylobatidae. Gene Ontology annotation, molecular function: ATP binding; protein serine/threonine kinase activity. Bases 779 to 2305 code for a protein of 508 amino acids. The record is from RefSeq and is a predicted model, not a curated record.
CACUGUAACCUUGAACUCUUGGCCUCAAGUGAUCCUCCCAACUUGGCUUCCCAAAGUGCUACGAUUACAGGCGUGAGGCAUCGUGUCCGGCCUCAACAACGUUUUUUGAAGUGUCUAUUCUGUACCAGGUGCCUAAAUGUGCUUAAAUUAACAAGGGAGUAAACGCCAACAAAAUCCCAUAUUUACAGGUGUAUCACUGACCCCCAAACCCUAUUUAAGGCGGGAACCUGGCAACAUAACCUGGAAGUGAGCUGGCCACUCAGUAAAUGCUCCGAUCUGCAGGGUCCUCGAGCCAGAGGCACUUUGAGGAUACCCUGAUGCAGCCGCCUCCCUUUCUGGAGUGAACGGAAAGCAACGCGACCUGCCUUUCAUCACGCAGCCGGCCUGGCAGUACCCGGCUCCAACAGGGCUGCGGAUUGCAUUUACAUUCACACCUGCAUACACUUCCGACCCCUCUCCAUCCAAACUCAAAACUCUCCGUAGAACCAAAACGGGCUCCCAGAGAGCCUUGCUGGGAAGACCGAGGGUCCUGCGGAAAGGAUUCUGCAGACUGAAGGCUAGGCGCCUCGCCACUCUAGGACUACAAUUCCCGAGAGGCCUUGCGACGGACGCCAUCUUUGUUCCCCACCAGGCUAAGCGAUUUUCCAGAGGGGGAGUAAGACCCCUUGCGUCAUCGGCGCGCGCAGCUGCCGUCGCGGAGAGAUGAUGUUUAGGUCUGGGACUGUCAGGCAGUGAGCGGCCAGGUACCCGCAGAGGGGCCCGCGGGGCCGGCGCCGCCAUGGCGGCCGUGUUUGAUUUGGAUUUGGAGACGGAGGAAGGCAGCGAGGGCGAGGGCGAGCCAGAGCUCAGCCCCGCGGACGUGUGUCCCCUUGCCGAGUUGAGGGCAGCUGGCCUAGAGCCUGUGGGACACUACGAAGAGGUGGAGCUGACUGAGACCAACGUGAACCUUGGCCCAGAGCGCAUCGGGCCCCACUGCUUUGAGCUGCUUCGUGUGCUGGGCAAGGGGGGCUAUGGCAAGGUGUUCCAGGUGCGAAAGGUGCAAGGCACCAACUUGGGCAAAAUAUAUGCCAUGAAAGUCCUAAGGAAGGCCAAAAUUGUGCGCAACGCCAAGGACACAGCACACACACAGGCUGAGCGGAACAUUCUAGAGUCAGUGAAGCACCCCUUUAUUGUGGAACUGGCCUAUGCCUUCCAGACUGGUGGCAAACUCUACCUCAUCCUUGAGUGUCUCAGUGGUGGCGAGCUCUUCACGCAUCUGGAGCGAGAGGGCAUCUUCCUGGAAGAUACGGCUUGCUUCUACCUGGCGGAGAUCACGCUGGCCCUGGGCCAUCUCCACUCGCAGGGCAUCAUCUACCGGGACCUCAAGCCCGAGAACAUCAUGCUCAGCAGCCAGGGCCACAUCAAACUGACCGACUUUGGACUCUGCAAGGAGUCGAUCCAUGAGGGUGCCGUCACUCACACCUUCUGCGGCACCAUUGAGUACAUGGCCCCUGAGAUUCUGGUGCGCAGUGGCCACAACCGGGCUGUGGACUGGUGGAGCCUGGGGGCCCUGAUGUACGACAUGCUCACUGGAUCGCCGCCCUUCACUGCAGAGAACCGGAAGAAAACCAUGGAUAAGAUCAUCAAGGGCAAGCUGGCGCUGCCCCCCUACCUCACCCCAGAUGCCCGGGACCUUGUCAAAAAGUUUCUGAAACGGAAUCCCAGCCAGCGGAUUGGGGGUGGCCCAGGGGAUGCUGCUGAUGUGCAGAGACAUCCCUUUUUCCGGCACAUGAAUUGGGACGACCUUCUGGCCUGGCGUGUGGACCCCCCUUUCAGGCCCUGUCUGCAGUCAGAGGAGGACGUGAGCCAGUUUGAUACCCGCUUCACACGGCAGACGCCGGUGGACAGUCCCGAUGACACGGCCCUCAGCGAGAGUGCCAACCAGGCCUUCCUAGGCUUCACGUACGUGGCGCCGUCUGUCCUGGACAGCAUCAAGGAGGGCUUCUCCUUCCAGCCCAAGCUGCGCUCACCCAGGCGCCUCAACAGUAGCCCCCGGGCCCCCAUCAGGCCGCACGGGGACCUGCUCUGGGCUGGAUACCUCUCCACAUCGCUGCUCGCCUUCCCCGGGGUCAGCCUGCAGGCCACCAUCCGCGACGUUGUCAUAGUCUGCAUCCUGCUCAUCCUCCUGUCGCUCAAGGUCAUUGUCUGGGGACCCCAGCUCAGCUCGGGCCUGCAGCCAGCGACCUGGGGGGCUGGCCCAGAGCAGGCGCCGUGUGCGGCCCCACAGCGCGGCACCCAGGCGGGCCGGGUGGUAGUAGCCCCCUGAGUCACGGCUGAGGCGGCGCCAGGCCAGUGCCAGGCCAGUGGCCAGCAGUAGGAGCAGCAGCAGCAGCAGGACAACGGUGACAGAGCUGGAGCCCACGCUGUCCUCCGCACUGCCACCCGAGCCCAAGGCCCCUGGCAGGGCCAGCAGCAUACCGAGCCCUAGGGUGCACGGCAGAGCCUGUGGGAGACAGGGCGUAGAGGGCUCAGCACCUGGGGUGGGGCCUGGUGUGGGGCAGGCUGGGUGACCAAGACCACUUUCCUUUUUUUCUCUUCGGGAUCCUCUUGGGACAGCCAAGCAGAAAAGGCCAAGGCCUUAUUUGGUCAACCAGGCUCUGGCCCUGUGAGAUCAGCCCCCAUCCCUCCAACCUCCUCCCUACCACUCACCUCCCCCAACGGCUGCAUUAAGCCACCCGCCUGGGGCCUUCUUCGCACUGGCUGUUCCCUCUGCCCGGAAAGCUCCACCUCCUCCCAUCCUCCCCUCCCCCUGGCUGCAUGGCCUGCUCACCAUGCUCAAACGUCACCCCAGUGAAGCUGAACCUGACCUUAACCUCUACCCUGAUGUCUAUCACUGCAGCCCACCCCAGCACCCCCCAGCACUCGACGCCUUUUUCCUUCCAUGUCACCUAACGCAGGAGAUAAUUGUACUCGUUUUUUA